This is a messenger RNA of Cuculus canorus (common cuckoo), 5043 nucleotides long. It is a transcript of the gene GLYR1, whose product is annotated as glyoxylate reductase 1 homolog. The record is from RefSeq and is a predicted model, not a curated record. The transcript has 16 exons. Gene Ontology annotation, molecular function: NAD binding; oxidoreductase activity, acting on the CH-OH group of donors, NAD or NADP as acceptor; NADP binding. The coding region runs from base 13 to 1746 and encodes 577 amino acids. Lineage: Eukaryota; Metazoa; Chordata; Aves; Cuculiformes; Cuculidae.
GCCGCCCACGUGAUGCGCGCGGCCAAUGGGCGCGGCCGGCCCGGUCCCGGCAGCCCCCGCGCGCGGCGGGGCUCGGUCCGUAAGAUGGCGACCGUCAGCCUGCGGCUCGGGGAUCUGGUGUGGGGCAAGCUGGGCCGGUACCCUCCAUGGCCAGGAAAGAUUGUUAAUCCACCUAAAGAUCUGAAGAAACCUCGUGGGAAAAAGUGCUUCUUUGUGAAGUUUUUUGGAACAGAAGAUCAUGCUUGGAUCAAAGUAGAACAGCUGAAACCUUAUCACGCUCACAAAGAGGAAAUGAUAAAGAUUAACAAGGGUAAGCGCUUCCAGCAAGCUGUGGAUGCGGUAGAGGAGUUCCUUAGGAAAAACAAAAGCAAGGACCAGGCGUCUUCCCAUAACUCCAACGAAGAGAAGAACCGGCGUAAUUCCAGUGAAGAAAGAGGCAAGCAAUCUGCUGGUGAAGAGAAACGUAAAGCCAGUUUGUCUGAAGGGAAGUUGAAGAAGGGCACAGGGGAAGGCAAAAAGAGGGUCUCUUCUGUAUCGUCAGAGAGAGGAUCAAAAUCACCUUUGAAAAGAGCCCAGGAUCAGAGCCCCCGAAAGCGGGGGCGCCCACCCAAGGACGAGAAGGACCUCACAAUUCCAGAGUCAAGUACAGUGAAGAGAGUGAUGACUGGAACAGUGGCUGGAUUUAAAUGGCCGCCAGGCGUCAGUGAGCCUGUGAAGGACAGUGAUCCACACUUUCAUCACUUCCUGCUGAGCCAGACAGAGAAGCCAGCUGUCUGCUAUCAAGCUAUCACAAAGAAGCUGAAAGUUUGCGAAGAGGAAACAGGAUCCACCUCCAUCCAGGCAGCAGACAGCACAGCCGUCAAUGGCAGUAUCACGCCUACAGACAAAAAGAUAGGAUUUCUGGGACUUGGUCUGAUGGGGAGUGGCAUUGUCUCCAACUUACUGAAGAUGGGUCACACUGUAACUGUCUGGAACCGGACUGCCGAGAAGUGUGAUUUGUUCAUCCAGGAGGGGGCACGGCUGGGAAGAACCCCUGCUGAAGUUGUCUCCACCUGUGACAUCACCUUUGCCUGUGUAUCAGAUCCAAAAGCAGCAAAGGAUCUGGUGCUUGGUCCGAGUGGAGUGUUGCAGGGCAUUCGCCCAGGGAAGUGUUACGUGGAUAUGUCCACUGUGGAUGCAGAUACAGUCACGGAGCUGGCCCAGGUGAUCGUGUCCCGAGGUGGUCGCUUUUUGGAAGCACCGGUCUCAGGAAAUCAGCAGCUCUCUAACGAUGGGAUGCUUGUGAUCCUGGCAGCUGGUGACAGGGGUUUAUAUGAGGACUGCAGUAGCUGUUUCCAGGCGAUGGGCAAGACCUCUUUUUUUCUAGGUGAAGUAGGCAAUGCUGCCAAGAUGAUGCUGAUUGUGAACAUGGUCCAAGGCAGCUUCAUGGCAACGAUAGCAGAAGGACUGACUUUGGCUCAAGUGACUGGCCAGUCCCAACAGACCCUUCUGGAUAUCCUCAAUCAGGGACAACUUGCCAGCAUCUUCCUGGACCAGAAGUGCCAAAAUAUCUUGCAAGGAAACUUUAAACCUGAUUUCUACCUGAAAUACAUUCAGAAAGAUCUUAGAUUAGCUAUUGCACUGGGUGAUUCUGUCAACCACCCAACUCCCAUGGCAGCUGCGGCCAAUGAGGUCUAUAAACGAGCAAAAGCAUUGGACCAAUCAGACAACGACAUGUCUGCAGUGUACAGGGCCUACAUCCACUAGGCUGCACCGUUCUUACUGUUAAUACUAUGAUUAUUGAUUAAUAUUAUUAUGAUACUGGGUUUUAACUCUGGACCAGUCCAUCUCUGUCUCUCCAUUUCCUUUUAUACACAGACUUUGAGAUCUGCCACGGAGGCAGCUGCUGCGGUGAGCCUUCCCCUGGUGGCAGAAAGGGGGGUGGAGGGGGCUCGGAUUGUUGCAGUCUAAUUAGAAAAAUCCAUGCCACGCACUGACGGUCAUGGAACAGAACAGUGGCGGCUUGUUCAGAAGCUCUGAGGCAACUCUGCCAGAAAUCUGCUGCUUGGCUGCUUUUAUUUUCCUAUUUGUAUGCUUGUCCAAGAUGCUGUUUCUAACGAUCCGUUUUCUCCUUUUGCUGUGAAAUAAUGCGUGUGUUGGGCUCUGUACAUCAAGGGCACAGGUGACAUCCAUCCCAUCUUCCCACAAAUAUCACUAAAGUCCGUGUUCCCAAGUGAGGUGAGGAGCAUUCAUGUUAACCGGCCACUGUAAAGAGAACAAAGCACCUCCCAUGGAGGAGAAAGGCACUUCCAGAAGGUAAUGGGGUCACACACAUCAUUGUCUUGAUUCUGGUUUUUUAAACUUCCACCUCCCCAGGACCUUGGUGGAGGAAUUCCUCGUACUGUUAAGAACAGAUUGCAUCCAUGUCUUCCCCUGUACAGACUAUAGCUUAGAGAACACGAACCUCACUGAGAAUGAGAGGAUGUCAGUGUAGAUGAGCCUUCUAAAAGGCUGAUGACAGCUGCCCACUCCACAAACAGCGCUGGAGACCAACUCGUUUGCAUAGGCACCUGCAAGAGAAAUACAGAGCCUAGAAGUGUGCCAGAGAGUUUUAUUUGGAGAAGGAACAAACCUCAGGGUUGCUCCUGGCAUUGGCUUAUGUUACUUCCCAUCUUGCUUCUUUUGGGUUUUGGCUCUUGAUUACAAAGGUGUCUUGGAUUGUAGCAGUGUCACAAGCAGAGUGAUGAGUCUGAAGGGGUUGAGAAGAAUGAUCCAUAGAGCCAAGAGACUGAGAACCCUGAGCUCGUUUCCACGCUUGCUCUCUGGCCUUUGCAUGGUUAUUGUGUCUUUUAGCCUGUUUGCCCAUCUUUAAAGGUGGGUGAUGAUUACCUACCUCACAGGGAUAUUUUGUGUACCGAUGAGUGAUCUUUAUACGUGUCAGGUUUUCCGUAUGUGUUCUUAGCAUUACUACUCUGGUUACAACAUUAGUGCAGCGUGAGGCUUUUCCCUGUGCCUGUGGCUCUGCUUGUGGCCAGAUACCACCUUCUAGAAGGACGAGCAAAUAAAACGAGAGGCCGACACCACUGCUGAGCUUCAGUCUGGAGGUGUGGGGCUAGAACUGCCAAGGCCGGAGAGCAGAGGUGUUCUCAGUGUCCAUAGUGGAGCAACCUAGAGUCCAAAGGAUGCCUGUCUCUCUGAAAACAUGCAGAGCAUGGCUUAGAGUGUGUUUGAUGUUGUUCUAUUAGCCUUUUAGGAGAGUUCUUGCAAUUUAGAUUUGUGAGUUACUAAAAUGUCAGUAAGGAACUUUGUGCCACUGAGAAGGGAUUUUGGCCAAUAAUCUCCUCCCUUGGAUUGGGAUUCUGAAAGAAAAGAAAGCAAAUUCAAAUUAGAUCAUGUUCCUUUACACCAGUGAGGUCUGCCCCUCCCACCAUCUUAUUUUGCUAGGAACUUAGUGGCUGUGUAGGGAAAUUUCCCUGUGGGUUCAGAUUUCUUACCAAUCCUGCUUUGUGCAGCAUGUGGUUUGGGGCACCUUCUUGAGAAACAGAGGAAGCAUCAGAUGCUCGUUUGGCAUCCUGACAUCUUAACACCUCAUGCUAUAAGUGUUACUUUGUGGGAUAGUUUGCCUCCUGUGGUCACUAUUUGUGGGCUGAUCUUGUCAUGCAUUCUGUCCUGUGGUGAACAUCUUGUUAUAGACGACCUCUUAGGCAUCUCCUUGCCCUUCUGUCAGUGGUGGAGGGGAGCAGCGCUAGCUCUACAUCCAUCUUUAGCAACACAACUGUCAUCCUGCAUAGACAUAGUCAUACUAAAAGCACACAUAACGGUCCCGCAUAACCAGCCAUUAGCCCGCUUUUCACACACUCACGCUUCCCCACCCAAAAGAACUUGGGUGUUGGCAUCCCAACUCCUUGGUUAAACACGCCGCGGUUCAGAAAUCACUCGCACGAAGUGUGUAUUGAGGGAACAGUGUUUUGGGGUGCAGGAGGUAAGACCAUAGGUUUUUAGUGUAAGAAAUCCUUUGAGACGAAGCGGGAGGUGCUGUCCCAUGUCCAGCUGAGAGCAGAACCAAUGCAGCAACAUCCCUGACCUAUCCCUGCUGAGCUCUCUUGGGCCAGCAGGAUGGUGAAUGUGUCUGAGCAAAGGUGGUGAAGGAUCUCCUUCUCUUUUACUUUGUGGUGCCGCUGGAUAGAGCGAGAAUACAAAUGGAGCUCUUGAGUCCUGGGAUGUGUGUUUCACAGCAAAUUCCAAGAACCAUAGUUGUGAUGAGGAGACCUUAGGGAACUCGUUCCUGCAGGCUUUGUUUUCCAGAAAUACUGUAGUUGUCGAAAUGGAGAUGGUUCUUUCUUUGGGAGUGGGAGGUGCAGACGAGUUAAACACUGUAAUUUCUCCUGGGAAAGUCUGCCUGCAGCGUUUGGGCGCGGGAGGUGGGUGUAGAGUGCUGGGGAGCACGGCGCUGCCCAGCCAGCUGGACGGUCCUGGGUGCGCCAGGGAGGAGCAGGAGCCCGAGAGCUCUGAAACGGAAUCCAAGCAAGGAGGAGAGAUGGGAAUAGCGGAAAGCGGACUGCUUUGGAUGCCGUUUGAGAUGGAUUCAUGUCUGUCUCACUCGGAUUCUUAUAUUUGUCUGUAGCCUCUGAACAUGAAUCUCAAUCUGUUCCUAGGCCUGAGAGCUGGGGGACGGCAAGGGGAGGGGGGGUGCUGUGGAUUGAGAGAUGCUCCAAUCAAACUGGCUAGUCAGUGUUGUCUUAAUAUUGUUGACAAUUCUGUAAAGUUCCUUUUUAUGCAGAUUUCUGUUUUAGCAAAUUGCUUUUUUUGACUUCCCUCCUUUUUAAAGAGAAAAUGUGACACUUGUGAAAAGCUUGUAACAAAAGCAGUUUCUUUUUUCCUUGAUGAUAGAUCCUAUAGUUAAUUAAGGUUGUGAAUUUUUUUCUCUUGCCUUGUUUUUAAUUAACGUUUGUCAUUCAGAAUAGGAUGUGUGAAAAUGUUUAAAUGGCAAAACAAAACGAUUUUUUUUUUGUGCAAUUAACAAAGCUACUGGCAAAAAGAAUAAAACCUUUCUUGGUAACACAA